AUGAAAGCAGUUUUCGUAACGAAGAUCGAUACAUCUAUACGUCCAGUGGUCGUUUGGCCGGAAAUAAGUUCGCCUGCCCAAUCCUUGGCCUCGGUCAUAAAAGUCCCUUCGAACUCCUGUUUUCCCUGGCGGGCCGCCUUCUGCUCCUUCAGCUUCGGAUCGUUGGGAGACAGCUCCGGCUCCCGGCGGCAGCAUACGAAGGCGCACAACCGACAUAGCAGCACCACCAGUAGGCCCGCUAUGAACGUGACGAUAGAAGAUAGGAGAAAGCACCACCAUUUUCGGACACUGAGGCAGUCGUCGUCUUCAGGUAUCGGCGCGGUUGUCGCCUCUUCCUCGGACGAAGCCAUUCCCCGAGGGCGCGAGGCAUCCAGGCAGGCGCGCCAUGCACGUGCUGAGGCGCGCGCGCUCGCACGUCAGCCCGCGCACGACCGAACGUCGAGCGAGGCCGAGGGCGAGUGUUCGCCGCGCUGCCGCUCGAUGCCGCGCGAUCGAUCCGCGCCUGCGCGCCCGCUACCGUCCGCUCAUGCUGACCCGCGACCCGCGACCCGAGCUUAUCUUCUCUCCCGAAAUCGUCACGCUGCGACCCCUACCCACCCCGUUUUCGAUAAACACCUUGAAUGCCACUGUUCCAACUUGCGUCACGUUCGAUCAAUCUCCCUUUAUUCUGCGAACGCUGCUAUCCUGCUGUGUUUUCGCUUCUCGUUCUAA
Pieris macdunnoughi is the source of this 711-nucleotide messenger RNA. Lineage: Eukaryota; Metazoa; Arthropoda; Insecta; Lepidoptera; Pieridae. The record is from the annotation of a GenBank genome assembly.